This is a messenger RNA of Propithecus coquereli (Coquerel's sifaka), 1586 nucleotides long. It is a transcript of the gene CYP2G2, whose product is annotated as cytochrome P450 2G1. Gene Ontology annotation, molecular function: oxidoreductase activity, acting on paired donors, with incorporation or reduction of molecular oxygen, reduced flavin or flavoprotein as one donor, and incorporation of one atom of oxygen; iron ion binding; heme binding. The record is from RefSeq and is a predicted model, not a curated record. Gene Ontology annotation, biological process: xenobiotic metabolic process. The transcript is spliced from 9 exons. NCBI's taxonomy places the organism in Eukaryota, Metazoa, Chordata, Mammalia, Primates, Indriidae. Bases 1 to 1485 code for a protein of 494 amino acids. Gene Ontology annotation, cellular component: cytoplasm; intracellular membrane-bounded organelle.
AUGGAGCUGGGAGCGGGCUUCACCAUCUUUCUGGGACUCUGCUUGUCUUGCCUCAUCAUCCUCAUUGCCUGGAAACGAAACAACAAGGGAGGAAAGCUGCCCCCAGGCCCCACACCAAUACCUUUCCUGGGGAACCUGCUACAAGUUCGCACUGAUGCCACCUUUCAGUCUUUCCUGAAGCUCAGAGAGAAAUACGGCCCUGUGUUCACUGUGUACAUGGGACCCCGGCCAAUAGUUGUUUUAUGUGGACAUGAAGCAGUGAAGGAAGCCCUGGUAGACCAAGCAGAUGAGUUCAGUGGCCGUGGAAACUUGGCUUCAGUAGACCGAAACUUCCAAGGUCAUGGUGUAGUUAUGGCCAAUGGAGAUCGCUGGAGGAUUCUCCGACGUUUCUCUCUGACCAUCCUUCGGGACUUCGGGAUGGGAAAGCGGAGCAUUGAGGAACGGAUCCAGGAGGAGGCCGGCUACCUACUGGAGGAAUUCCGGAAGACCAAGGGUGCCCCCAUUGAACCCACCUUCUUCCUGAGCCGCACAGCCUCCAAUGUUAUCAGUUCUGUUGUCUUUGGAAGUCGCUUCGACUAUGAGGACAAGCAGUUCCUGAAUCUGCUGCAGAUGAUCAACACGGCUUUCGUCGAGAUGAGUACGCCCUGGGCACAGCUAUAUGACAUGUACUCUGGAAUCAUGCAAUAUUUGCCAGGAAGACACAAUCGUAUCUACUACAUAAUAGAGGAGCUCAAGGAUUUCGUUGCCUCCAGGGUCAAGAUCAAUGAAGCAUCCCUUGACCCCCAAGACCCACGGGACUUCAUUGACUGCUUCCUCAUCAAGAUGCACCAGGAUAAAAACAAUCCCCACACAGAAUUCAACCUCAGGAACUUGGUCCUCACCACUCUGAACCUCUUCUUUGCUGGCACAGAGACUGUGAGCUCUACGCUACGCUAUGGAUUCUUGCUGAUAAUGAAGCACCCGGAGGUGGAAGCCAAGAUCCAUGAAGAGAUUGACCGGGUGAUUGGACCACACCGGAUCCCAAGCGUGAAUGACCGGGUCAAGAUGCCCUACACGGACGCCGUGAUCCAUGAGAUACAGAGACUGACAGACAUCGUGCCCAUGGGUGUUCCUCACAACGUCACCCGGGACACUCAUUUCCGAGGCUACCUUCUGCCCAAGGGCACAGACGUAUUUCCCCUGCUUGGUUCAGUCCUCAAAGACCCCAAAUACUUUCAAUACCCAGAUGCCUUCUAUCCUCAACACUUCCUGGAUGGGCAGGGCCGCUUCAAGAAGAAUGAAGCCUUUGUACCUUUUGCCUCUGGAAAGCGCAUCUGUCUGGGCGAGUCCAUGGCGCGCAUGGAACUCUUCCUCUACUUCACCUCCAUCCUUCAGAACUUCUCUCUACGUCCGCUAGUGCCGCCCGCCGACAUCGACGUCACUCCCAUGGUCUCUGGCUUUGGCAACAUUCCCCCGACCUAUGAGCUUUGUCUGCUGGUCCGCUGAGCGCCCCCUGCUGGGCGAGAAAGGAACGUCAAAGAAUGGCUUUGCUAGCAUGAGGCGCACCCAUCCUCCUCACCAGGCCAAUUCUCACAACAUCCCUACAA